UUGAUUGUAUUGAACGGAUUUUAUUGUAUGUUUAAAUGACACUUACUAUCGAGCGGCGAUGUUUUGUAUUGAUAUAAAUGAUGCUUAAAAUGAGAAAAUACCGACUGCAGAAUAUAAAACCUAUUCCAUCUAUUGAUACGUGGUUCUCGUUUAUGUAUCGCUGGUAACAUGUGGCGCACAAUUAUUAUACAGUAACACUGAAAACCGCGUGUUAUUUAGAAAACAAUAAAUAGUUUGUAAUUUAUUACAAAACAAGCCAGGUAGAACGCACGGUGCAGUAUAACGUUGUUUGUGAGCUAUUUGUUCGAUGUUCAAAAGAACGGGGAAUGAUUUUCAAAGUGAUUCUGGCGUGAGCGGGUGAAGAAUUGUGGCGACGGUCGGUAGAGAACUUUAUGGCCGCCCCCUGUCCGCCUCGCAACGAACUGCAGCUUCUGUGUGACCAAGCGUCCCACCAACACAGACUUACGUGCGCUCAGCAAUCGUCUGUUAUCGAACAGUGCCUUAAUCGAUUCGGAAAAGUUUUCUAUGAAGGAUCGUUGUUUAAGAUAUGCUUCGUUGGAUCACAUUACUGUGACGCCAAUGUUAACGUAUUAAUCAGUAAAAAGCUGAUAGAUCUCUCAUCGCUCAAUAAAACAAUAGACGGUUCACAGCAGACAACUGAGCGGUUGAACAUAUCAACAGCAUACCAUGUAACUAUAUCGCCUGCUGGAACUUUGACGCCAUCAAUAGCAACGAUUCAGACGAGUGGCGUUGUUAGCGUUACUACUACUACGUCAUCAGUGACGUUAUAUUCAAGCGUCCCAACGACAUCGAUGGCCGGGGACACGGUGGAUGGAUCCCCUAACGAGGUGUCCUAUGUUUACCCCAUCAUUGGCUGCAUAUGCAUAGCAAUUGAGGUCAUCAUUCUAUGCGGCUAUUUUUGCUACGAGAAAAAGCGAGGGGUUCAGUAUGAGAAGCAACGUCGCCCGUCUGUGGAAUCCGGUGCUCGUGAGGAGGUUAUAACGGCACAGACGGCCAGCCCACAGAAGGCAGCGGCACCACGUGCAAGCCACGUGCCAACGGAAGAGGAAGUGGUUCAGCAGGACAAGGAUAUAUUCCACAGUUACUGGAACCUCCGUUAUAUCGACGACGUAUCCGCCGUGUGCACUCCGGAUAAACACCUUAUUCAGAACACUCAGUCGUAGUGCUUCCGGUUGUGCACACGAUUUUUUUUACCGCUUCCUGCUGCGUAACUAUUUAAAGAAUUUGCCGGUUUGCACACAUAUUUACAGUGCUCCCGGUUGUGCGCACAUUUAUGUAAGCGCUUCUGGAUGUGCAACUUACAGAUUCACGUGCAUUAACAGUGCUUCCGGUUGCGCGCAUAUCUAAUUCAGCGGUGUGUUUCACGAUCGUCGUGCUGAUAUGGAUCGCUAGAAUUGGCCACAAUAUCGAAACUGUAGUGCUUUAAUGAGAUUACAUAGUGUUCAUGUUAACCGGCUUCUGGGAUCAUGGUAUCAUUUCAGAGCAAUUGUUUGAUCAUAGGCCAUCGCUAUUAGAUGUUUGUUUACAGUGGCCUGGCACUGAAAUUUUCAGUGUGUCUUUAAAGAGUACUGAAUUUUAACCUUAGGUAUUCGACUCACACAUUUAUGUGUAAUGAUUGGAUAAGAUGAAGAAGUAUCGACCAAUACGAAAAUUGUUAAUGUCCGGUCAGGGGCGUAGCUAGCCCUCUAUUCAUAAUUGUGCUGGGGGGGGGGGGGGGGGGGGGGGGUCUGGGGGCAUGUCCCCUCCUGAAUUUUAUGAAAACAAUGGUGCAAUAUUGUGCAUUCUGGGCGUUCUGAGGUGCGUUAUUUAGUACUGGUAAAUGGACAGUUUUAGGAUAAUAAAUAAACCCUUUACUCGGCCUUUUUUUGAUAAAUAGCAAACAAAUAAGCUCUUAUUAUGUUGUUAAUAACACUCAGAUUGUCUUACAGAAGUCUAAUUUUCGGUCUUUUAUAUCAUUAAACUGUAAAAUUAAAUUUUUAAUGUCAAUGUCCAUAUAUCUGUAACAGCAUGUAUAGUCAAAAGUACGAAUACUGUAACUUUGGCUGUUUUUUAUUAUUUUUUUGGUCAGAAUCAUGUGGAUUCACCCGCGCGUAUAGGCGGCUACGCGCCUGCCUCUGACGUCAUAUGGGUUCGGUAGGAAGGAAAUUGCUUGCUGAUGUAUAAUAGAUGAAAUUAUUGCAGCUCAUAAUUUUGUCCUUAUUUCAAACGAAGCCUAAUUUUAAAUAAAUCAAGGCCAGCACAUAAAACCCUUUCAAAUAAUACCAAAUCAAUAUGUAGUAAACCAGACAUUGAACAUUUACACAUAUGCGUUUCGGGUACCCUUAAAGAGAACAGCUUUGCGUGCCUUACUGGCGCCACUGGAAACAAACACUUAGUACGAAUGUCCUGAGUCGUUUACUGAGCUCUUUUCAUAGCUAAUUUGUGUCUGUUACUGGAAUGUGACAUCAUGAAUGAAUAUCUGACGUUUCUUGGGGAUAAGCUUAUAACACACAUGGAUUGGUUAAAAAAGACAAUAUACAUUUGAAUGUUGUUGUUUUUACGUACAUCAUCGGUUCUGAUCAUAAAAUGUUUUAAUUAAUGUACAAUGCAACAUAUCAUACAAUAUGCUAAACAUUUUUCAUACGAUAUAUAUAUUAUAUAUAAUGGAAAUGUAUUGCCUCACAAGUCUUGCUGUUCAAGUAACCGAUUGCUUUACCAUAUAUGGAUGUACUAGUAUGUGUGGCUUCUAUUUAUCUUAUUAUGUUGUUGUCAUGGUAUAGUAGUAUCUUAAUUCAAAAUAUAACAAUACAGCAGUAGUUUUUA
Messenger RNA from Mya arenaria, 2823 nucleotides. RefSeq lists its product as uncharacterized. Bases 393 to 1184 code for a protein of 263 amino acids. The transcript has 4 exons. Lineage: Eukaryota; Metazoa; Mollusca; Bivalvia; Myida; Myidae. The record is from RefSeq and is a predicted model, not a curated record.